This is a messenger RNA of Striga asiatica, 381 nucleotides long. NCBI's taxonomy places the organism in Eukaryota, Viridiplantae, Streptophyta, Magnoliopsida, Lamiales, Orobanchaceae. The record is from the annotation of a GenBank genome assembly.
AUGGCAACAACUAAAGAGGCAGAAGAUUGCGCCACCCUGAUGACAUUAGUUAUUGCAUCGAUUGGCUUAGCAUUAUGGGCUUUAAUCUCGAAUUUAAUCUCUAAAGGCCACACGAAGACUACUUUCCCGACUUUCAAAAUCGAGUCCCUCUCGGUUUUCGUACACAUUAAUAACUCGGCCACGGCUCGAUGGGACUUAGGCAAUGUGAGCUUGGACACGCCGUGGGCCCGUGAGGACUACAUCGAGUCCAAAGAGCUCGAGUGUGAUGUCACGUUCAAAGGUUAUUACGAUGAUAAUAAUUAUGAAAUCACUGCCGAGUGCAAGAAUGUGAGGGUCGAGAUCGAGGGUGGCCGCCGUGGGAUCAUGAUCGGAGGGACCAAA